Molecule: messenger RNA, 2253 nt
Organism: Exophiala spinifera
Lineage: Eukaryota; Fungi; Ascomycota; Eurotiomycetes; Chaetothyriales; Herpotrichiellaceae
Exons: 3
Coding region: 1-2253 (750 amino acids)
Molecular function (GO): ATP hydrolysis activity; ATP binding
Source: RefSeq, a predicted model, not a curated record
AUGCCCGUCGAAGAAGAGGACAAGGAACGGCUUGACAGGCCCACUAUUUCCGAUAGCGACAAUACCAGGACUGCGGAGGCAUCAGCUCAUGAGAUCAGCCAUCUACCUAAUGGUGUCGGUGUUACGCAACCCGCAAAGGUUACGAUUGACGCGUGCGUCCUUGACGAGUUAGAGAAGUGUAGGGCCGAGCUAGCCGAGCUGAAAGGCACUAAUUACUCGACAUCCAAAGAGAAAUAUCGGAUCAUUCAUCGCGUACCUCGUGCAGAGACAGAGAAAUUCGACUGUUGGCUUGACCAUCCAAGAUGGGUUUACGGUGAACUUGAUAAGAAGGCUCUCCAAGGCUCUCUACCUGUUUCCAACGUGGAGAAUUUUGCCCAGAGGCAUCCUGAAGUAUCUUUCCUGGUACAGAGGACGUACAGAGUUGGCCAUGGUACCGACAAUGAAGAUGACUUGCCCACUCCAUCAAGCGAAUCGAUAUACAUUGUUUCCGAUCGCCUCAAAAGCGUCUGUCGGAAAAUGUACAAGCUGUUACCUUAUCCGGUGUCGGUCCUCAAAGGCGAAGAAAUGGUUGAACUCAAAGCCCCGUACCUGUUUAUCUACCACAGUCGUAAUGCACUGGACGAUUGCGCCGCAAAACUCGAGCCCAGGGAUUCCAGAGAAUGGCAACCACUCGUCCGUUAUAUUCUUGAAGCACAGAAGCUCGAAUACGAGCGGGCAGACUACCUCAUCUCUCAGAAGCAGAUUUCGAAGGGCUACAUUCAGUACCUCUUCAAACCCCAGGACCACGUGGUCCUUCGACAAGGCAAAGUGCAGCUCGGCUUUCUGUCCACAACGUGGCCAACAAGCCGCUCGAUCGAUAGCCAUGACUUUAAGCAUAUUUGUCGCGAGAGCGGUGUCGACCUCUCCAAAUUCUUUGAUGAGAAAGACUUGAAGGCCGAGGACUUCAGGAAAUCAUUUGGAGUAUGGAACCUUGAGGCGUAUUGCUUCAGUUAUCUCGGGGUAUUCAUCAAGAAGGACCGGACUUUGUCAGUUGUGGAGCCAGGGAAAGGGAACCAAUCCUUUCCGAUCAGUGAGCUCAAUGUGUACCCGCUAGAAUUCGCGGAAGAUGAUAUUCAAGCGUUGCUCAAGAAACGAGGUGAGGUCUUUUGGAGAUGCCGCACACAGCAAUAUGUGUCGUACGUCUCUUCCGAGGAGACCGACCCGGCGACCCUCAUGAGUGACCGUUACAUGAUCGACUUCAAGACGUACCUGAGGCUCCAUCACAAAGAUUACGCGAAACCUAUCUCGUCCAACGCCGAUUCGGAGCUCGACCCAGCCUUGGCAAAUGCCGAAGAGCCCCCAAAGCAGCCUUUUCUGCUCCUUCUGCCGAACGAAAUCAAGGGCUAUAACCUCCGGACGAAGUCUUGGGUGGAUUUAGAAGUCAAUCGCAUCACCGAAAUCAAGUGGAACGAGACAGCCUUUGAUAGCCUAGUGAUUGACACUGGCAUUAAAGAGCUCAUCAGAGCCCUUGUCACCAAUCUGGUGGCCGCGGAAAAAGGCACCGACCUGAUCGGGGGUAAAGGUAAUGGUCUGACCAUGCUCUUACACGGCGGACCAGGUACCGGAAAGACGUUCACGGCCGAGAGCGUCGCUGAAAUCGCACACAAGCCGCUCUACCGCGUGACGUGCGGCGACAUUGGCACAACACCCAAGGAAAUCGAGACGUAUCUGGAGAACGUACUGCAUCUCGGCAACAUCUGGAACUGCGUUGUCUUGCUCGACGAGGCCGACAUCUUCCUCGAAGAACGUUCCCUAUACGACGUGCAGCGCAACGCACUCGUUUCCACUUUCCUUCGGGUCCUUGAGUACUUCAACGGCAUCUUGAUUCUGACGUCCAACCGCGUCGGCCGGUUUGAUGAGGCGUUCCGCUCACGGAUUAUGCUCGCGCUGCAUUACAAGCCGCUGACUCACGAUCAGCGGCGACAGGUCUGGCGCAACUUCUUCCGCCGUCUCAAGGAUCUGGAAGAGUCGAAGGUCAACUUGGAGAAUCUGAUGCGUCAUGUGGAGGACCUGGCAGACCAUGUUCUGAAUGGCCGAGAGAUCAGGAACAUCAUCACGAUCGGGCGACAGCUCGCAAUCUACCGGAACCAGGUCCUGGACUUUGAAAUAUUGGAGAGUGUGGUGGACAAGACGAGCCUGUUUGACAAGUACUUGCUCGAGGUUAACGAGGGACAAACAGGGGAUGCCAUUGCAAGGGAAUUAGGAAUGAGAUGA